Messenger RNA from Guillardia theta CCMP2712, 183 nucleotides. RefSeq lists its product as hypothetical. The transcript has a single exon. The record is from RefSeq and is a predicted model, not a curated record. The annotation marks the transcript as partial. Gene Ontology annotation, cellular component: ribosome; cytosolic small ribosomal subunit. Gene Ontology annotation, molecular function: structural constituent of ribosome; small ribosomal subunit rRNA binding. Lineage: Eukaryota; Cryptophyceae; Pyrenomonadales; Geminigeraceae. Gene Ontology annotation, biological process: translation.
CUUCUAUACAGAUUCCUCACUGAUGGUGGCAAGAUCAUGCCGCGCAGGAAGACGUUCGUAUGCGCAAAGAAGCAGCGAGAACUAGCUCGUUGCGUGAAGCGCGCUCGACAGAUGAAUCUUAUCCCAUACAUGGGUAAGCUACCUCAGUUUAGGAGACCUGAUUUUUUUGCGGAAAAUGCUUGA